AUGUCACGCUGGACCUCGUCCGUCCGGUGGAUGCUGGUGACAGCUGCUCUAGCUCCUGUACAAGUGGACGCUGCAGCAGCCCAUCAGAUGGACUUUGCUGCUUGUCCUAUUCGACACAGUCCUGAGUACUACUGCUGCGAGUACUCGACGACAGUCAAAGAGCUCUUUACCAAGUACAAUCGUCCAUCGGGUGGCGAGUACGAGUCGUACUAUGUCACGGGAUGGGCCCAGCAACGUCAAGUGAACUUCCCGUACACAAUGUACCAUCCCAGCACCCGGAAGUUUUACUAUGACAAGCCUGAUACUAUCUGUCGCGUCCAGGCUAUUGUGAACCCGGAAACGGGCGCCUUGACUGAAGCCUUGCAGUGUGCCGACACCAACUCAUCUCUUGCUGCAGCGUCGCAGGACAGCACGGUCUAUUGGAACUACGCGGACAAUGUCCGGAAUAACAAUGCCUCCUUUCCUAUUGGAGCUCGCUGCUAUAGCCUCAUGCAGGUUGACGGUGCAGUGGACACGGACCUAAAAGCUGCGUGCAAAUCCGUCUCUACGGUUUCUGACGCUCGCUUCACAACAUUCAGAGAGACGCCCUUAGUGGUCGUCUACCUCGUGUACCUCGUCUUCUUCCUCGUGCUAGCGUGCUGGGCUGUCUUCAAGAAGAUCCACGAGAAUGCCAACAGGUCGGUGAACGAGAUGAACAAGAAACUCCUGCCGACGCCACAGCUGCAGUCGCGCGCGGUUGCAAAAGAUGCCACGAGUCAGUUCUCCAGUGCUUGUGUCUCGGACACGCACAUGCAGCUUGACGUUGCUGAGGAUAUUCUACAGACGGGGUUCACGAGCUCAACGCUCGGGUCAUUCGUACUUGGGUGUGUCGUGGUGGCAUCCGUUGCUUUGAACGUCCUCCUUGUCAUCGUAAUUGUCGACUACUACGGCAACUUUGACCCGCCGCUCUUUGACGCAACAGAGGACAAUGCACUUGUGUUCGUCAUCAUGUGGGUCAUCACGGCGAUCUGGUUUGUGAUUAUCGUGGCUCUGCAAGACCGGAUCCUCAACUUCUUCCGUCUGCGGGUGCCACUGAAGCAGUGCGACUUUGUCUACAUGCUCAAACGAGAUGAGACAGAAGUGAUGCUGUCCGAUCGAUCGGGUGUAUCCGACUUUGUAGCCAAAGUCGAGAACUAUUUCGCACCGAAGGGAAGACUCGGCGGCUAUCGCACCACGGUCCCAGUGAUAACAGAGGACGGUCUACGGAUCAUCGAGUUCCAGCACCUGCGUUACAUCUACGAGGAAAAUGCACAGCGGUUUGUGCCUGGCGUCGUAGCACUUGGACGUACGUACGACGAUAUGCGACAAGAAGUUGGUGGUUUGUCGGACAUGGAAGCGAGACUUCGUAUCAACACGGUUGGACCGAACUCUGUUGAUGUCGAGAUGCCAUCUCUCCUGGUCUCGAUUGCGCAGGAAUUUUUCAAACUUUUUUACAUCUACCAGGUCAUGUGCUACUACGUCUGGUACUACUUUACGUACUGGAACAUGGGCAUUGUCAUGACCGUCGUCGUGCUAGGAGCUGCAGCAGUGAACAUUUUCACGCAACGUCAGAUCCAGUCCUCUAUUGUCAAGAUGACCCGUUACCGAACAGAUGUGAUGGUUUUUCGUGGCGGCGAGUGGCGUAAGAUGUCGUCGCCGGAUCUGGCACCUGGAGAUCUGGUGCGGGUGCCGGAAGACUGGUUAGCCCCAUGCGAUAUGGCUAUCGUCAAAGGCACGACGGUGUGCGAUGAGUCGAUGUUGACGGGUGAAUCGAUGCCCGUGCAGAAGUUCCCGAUUCCAGAGUGUAGCGUCGAGGUGUACGAUCCUGAGAAGGGCAGCAAGAAGCACACGUUGUUCGCCGGUACUCGUGUACUAUCUUCUGGUCGCAAUGAAGAGAUUUUGGCUAUCGUGCAGACCACAGGCGCACACACGACCAAGGGCCAGUUGAUCCAGUCGAUUUUGUUCCCGAUCCCCAUGCGCUUCAAGUACAACGAGCACCUGAAAGUCCUGAUCGCGCUGCUGCUUGUCUACGCUUUCAUUGCCUGUAUCCUCGUGAUUCACUUCCUUCUGGGAAACGGGAAGCUGAGCAACCGAUAUGCUUCGUUCUGCUAUGCUAUCUUCCUGUUGUCCUGUGUCAUUAGUCCACUGCUUCCUGUGGUCAUUACGGUCGGGCAAGUGAAUGCCUCGCAGCGUCUCGAGAAACAGGGCAUUUUCUCACUGAAUGUGCAGCGUAUCACGCUGUGCGGCAAGGUGCGCAUCUUCUGCUUCGACAAGACGGGCACACUCACGAAGCAAGGUCUAGACUUCCUGGGCGUCCAACCAGUGAAAGACGCGAGGUUUACCCCAAUCGCCAGCGACGUCAACGAUGCACCGUCAUCUGAGGAGCUGCUGUAUGCACUCACGACGUGUCACUCUGUAGGCUCGCUCGAGGAUCGUCUCGUGGGUAACGAAGUAGAAGUGCGCAUGUUCACUUCCACUGGGUGGACGCUGGUAGAGAAGGAAGGCGAGCAACCGUAUGUGAGGUCGAACAUGGAUCGGGAACUCGAGCUGGAGUUCAUCAAGCGCUAUGACUUUGACCAUCACCGCAUGUCCAUGAGUGUCGUGGUGCGCAACCGCAAGAGUGGCAAGUACUACGUGUUCUGCAAAGGCUCGUACGAGCGCAUGCAGCAGCUCAGCACGGCUGCCAGUGUGCCGGAUGACUACAAGAAUGUGGCUGAUCGUCUCGCAAAGGACGGUUGCUACGUGCUUGGUCUGUCGUACCGUGAGCUGCCGCAGGAGUGGACGUACGACCAGGUGAUGAGCUUUGCCACCAAUCGGGACGCCGUGGACGAGAACCUGUCGCUCUUGGGCUUGAUCUUGUUCCGAAACGAGCUGAAGCCAGACACGGCUGAUGCUAUUGCGAAGCUCAAAGGUGGCGACAUCCGCACGGUCAUGAUCACAGGCGACAAUGCUAUGUGUGGUUGCUACAUCGCACGUCAAAGCGGCAUGGUGGAGUCCAGCUCGCGUGUGAUAUUAGGUGAGAUGGUGUCGAAGCCGGAGCCAGCACAGCUCGUGUGGCGUGACGUGGACUCGGGUGAAGAGUAUAACUCGGCGCAGGUGAAGCACCUGGUAGAGGUGGGCGAGGACGUGGAGCUGGCUGUGACAGGUGUGGCGUUUGAUUAUCUGGUUAGUACAGGCGAGAUCGGGGAAAUGCUGCUGAACAUUCGCAUAUUCAGUCGUAUGACGCCUGACGGUAAGGUCGAGUGUGUGAAGCUGCACAUGGAGACGGGCGCGGUGACUGGUAUGUGCGGUGAUGGUGGCAACGAUUGCGGUGCGUUGCGCUUCGCUCACGCUGGUGUUGCUCUCAGUGAUGCCGAAGCGUCAGUGGUGUCACCGUUUACAAGCAAGGACAAGUCCAUUCAGUCAGUGGUUGAUUUGUGCCGCGAAGGGCGUUGUAGUGUGGCCACGUCGUUCGCAUCCGUGAAGUUCCUCAUCAUGUACGGCCUCAUUGGAUCGUGCUUUCGUCUGUUCAUGUACUAUCAUGCCAUCAGCCUGUCGCAAUGGUGCUGGAUUCUUGUGGAAGGCUUCAUGCUGGUUGGCUGCUCGUACGUCAUCACGCUAUCGAAGCCGCUCGAUGAAUUGAAGGCGACCCGACCGACAUCGAGUCUGAUUGGACCUACGACGUUGUUAUCCGUCAUCGGACAGCAGGCUAUCAACAUCAUUUACCUGAGCUGCGCGAUCCACAUGCUGUCAAGUCAAGUCUGGUAUUGCCCGUUUUCGCCUGACAGCGUGAACGUCGCACAGUGGUGGCUGAUGUCAGACAACCACUUGUCGACAGUGCUCUUCUUCAUCGUGAUUUUCCAGCAGCAUAUUUCCGCUUGGGUCUUCAGCUUUGGCUCAACGUACCGUCAACCGAUUUGGCGCAACAACAUGCUGCUCGCAUUCUUCGCAGUGCUUGGAGUUCUCGACAUGUACAUGCUUCUGGGCGAGCCAAGUAUCGUCAUGGAUCGCUUCCGUAUUUCGAGUAGCACGAAUGUUGUCGGGCUGCCUGAUAUCCCGAUGCCGCUGAGCUUCCGAGUCAAGUUCCUUGGCUUGAUUCUGGGCAACGCCUUCACGAAUAUUCUCUUCGAGUACGUCGUUGUGCUUGGUCCUGUGCGGUCAUAUUUCCGCAACAAGUACCACGUCGACAUGAUUCCGAUGAAGAAGUAA
This is a messenger RNA of Peronospora matthiolae, 4206 nucleotides long. NCBI's taxonomy places the organism in Eukaryota, Oomycota, Peronosporomycetes, Peronosporales, Peronosporaceae. The record is from the annotation of a GenBank genome assembly.